AUGCUCUCAAGGCCAAAGGUCAGUGUAAGCUCCAUUUCUCCUUGGAGCCAAUCACAAGGCCCCCACGUGGCAUCUCUUUUACACAUGUUUGUUAAGGCAGAAGGAGACGUGGCAGGAGGGUGCCACUUGGCGCUUUCUCUGGCUAUAAAAAAACCAUUCUGGCUGCGUUUGCUUGCUCACUCUACUUCCAAGAACGACUCUUGCUGCGUUUCUCGAUUGAUCACGAGGCUGGAGAAGAAGAAGAAGAAGAAGCUAGCCAUGGAUCGCCAAUGGCGUUGCGUCGCUGCUGUUGCUGCUGGUGCGGCUUCUACUAGCGGUAGUAAGCUUGGCACGGUAGGCGGCGGCGGGGAGUACGGACAGGUCGCCCAUGGUGGCGCGCCCGUGCCUCCGUUCGUCGUGGACGCCGAGCGGCCGAGCCCGUCGACGGCGGGCAUGGUUCUUGGCGCGGGGUGGCAUAGCCUUGUCACGCCGGCGCAGGCGGCGCAGAUGCACCUCCGGCUGCGGCAGGCGGCGGGCGGGUGCGGCCUCGGGCCUGCGCCGUUCGCGAUGAAGCGGCGCCUUGCGCUGGUGGCGGCGCCGGCGCCGGCGAAGCUGUACCGCGGCGUGCGGCAGCGGCACUGGGGGAAAUGGGUGGCGGAGAUCCGGCUGCCGCGGAACCGGACGCGGCUGUGGCUCGGCACGUACGACACCGCCGAGGACGCCGCGCUCGCCUACGACGGCGCCGCGUUCCGGCUGCGCGGCGCCGCUGCCCGCCUCAACUUCCCCGAGCUCCACCGCGGGGGGCAGCACCACGCGCCGCCGCUCAGCGCGUCUGUCGACGCCAAGAUCGUCCAGGCCACCACGGCCGACCCCGCCGCAGCACCGGCGCCGUCAACGGACACGCCGCCGCCGACACUGCCGGAGACGAUGCAGCAGCUGGACUUCACGGAGGAGCCGUGGGACGAGGCCGACGGCUUCGCGCUGCGCCGGUGUCCGUCGUGGGAGAUCGACUGGGACGCCAUCCUCUCCUGA
This is a messenger RNA of Oryza brachyantha (malo sina), 1011 nucleotides long. Its product is annotated as ethylene-responsive transcription factor ERF060-like. Lineage: Eukaryota; Viridiplantae; Streptophyta; Magnoliopsida; Poales; Poaceae. The coding region runs from base 1 to 1011 and encodes 336 amino acids. The transcript has a single exon. Gene Ontology annotation, molecular function: DNA binding; DNA-binding transcription factor activity. Gene Ontology annotation, biological process: regulation of DNA-templated transcription. The record is from RefSeq and is a predicted model, not a curated record.